Messenger RNA from Liolophura sinensis, 2727 nucleotides. Its product is annotated as intraflagellar transport protein 70A-like. The transcript has 16 exons. Lineage: Eukaryota; Metazoa; Mollusca; Polyplacophora; Chitonida; Chitonidae. Gene Ontology annotation, biological process: intraciliary transport. The record is from RefSeq and is a predicted model, not a curated record. Bases 85 to 2028 code for a protein of 647 amino acids. Gene Ontology annotation, cellular component: intraciliary transport particle B; axonemal microtubule. Gene Ontology annotation, molecular function: protein binding; intraciliary transport particle B binding.
CUUAAAGUUGACAAGCAAAGCUGACAGCGAAGUGAUUUGGUUGUUGACUUCUCGGUGUUUCUGUGUACAAGACAUUAUUCAAACAUGUCUGUCAUCCAGUUGAAAGAAGGGGAAUACACGUCGACAAUAUACGGCAUGAUUAGAGACCAGAGGUAUGCAGAGGCUGUACAACUGCUAAAUCAGCAAUUACAAAGCCACCAGAAGUCUCGAGCUGGUCUGUCUUUGCUGGGAUAUUGUUACUAUCAGAUGCAGGACUUUGUUAAUGCAUCAGAUUGCUAUGAACAGCUUACCAUUCUUCACCCUGAUAUUGAUGACUACAGGAUGUACUAUGCCCAGUCUCUGUACAAAGCUUGUCUCUAUCAGGAGGCUAUGAAAACUGCCUGUGUUAUAGAAAACCCACAGUACUCAGGAAGUAUGACCAAAUUGCAGGCUGCCAUAAAGUACGGGGAAGAAGAUUUAGCAGGAGCUAAGAGCCUAGUGGAGCAGUGCCCAUCUGAUGAUCCGGAUACUGAAAUCAACCUUGGGUGUCUUCUCUUCAAGGAAGGACGAUAUGAUGAAGCCUGUGUUAAGUUUACCACAGCCAUGCAGUUCAUGGGAUACCAACCAGACUUGUCUUACAACAUUGCCUUGUGUCACUACAUGUUGAAACAGUACGCUCCUGCACUGAAGCACAUUGCAGACAUCAUUGAGAGGGGUAUCAGAGAACACCCAGAACUGAGUGUGGGGAUGACCACUGAAGGUAUAGAUGUGAGAAGUGUGGGGAAUACCCUGACCCUCCAUGAGACUGCCCUGAUAGAGGCAUUCAACCUGAAGGCAGCCAUAGAGUACCAGUUGAGAAACAUGGAGGCAGCAUGUGAGGCAUUGACGGACAUGCCCCCACGGUCAGAGGAAGAGCUAGAUGCUGUCACAUUGCACAACCAGGCCCUCAUGAACAUGGACGCCUUACCCACCCAAGGCUUUGAGAAGAUGCAGUUCCUUUUACAGCAGAACCCAUUCCCCCCAGAAACAUUUGGCAAUCUUCUGCUUCUCUACAUAAAAUAUGAGUAUUAUGACUUAGCAGCGGACGUUCUGGCUGAGAAUGCUCACCUCACAUACAAAUAUUUAACACCAUAUCUGUAUGACUUCCUGGAAGCUGUGAUAACUAAGCAGACGUCACCUGAGGAAGCCUACAGAAAACUGGAUGAAAUGGCCUCCAAGCAAACCGAAACCCUCAGAAAACUCACAAAACAGGUUCAGGAGGCUCGUCAGAAUCAUGAUGAUGAGAUGGUGAAGAAAGCUGUGAAUGAUUAUGAUGAGGCUUUAGAGAGGUAUAUCCCAGUGUUGAUGCAGCAGGCUAAGAUCUACUGGGAUCUGGAGAAUUACCAGCAGGUGGAGAAGAUCUUCAGGAAGUCGGUUGAGUUCUGUAAUGAACACGAUAUAUGGAAGCUUAACGUUGCCCAUGUCCUCUUCAUGCAGGAAAACAAAUACAAGGAGGCAGCUGGAUUCUAUGAACCAAUCGUCAAGAAAAAUUAUGACAAUAUCCUGAAUGUAAGUGCCAUUGUCCUGGCCAAUCUGUGUGUGUCCUACAUCAUGACCAGUCAAAAUGAAGAUGCUGAGGAGCUGAUGAGAAAGAUUGAGAAGGAAGAGGAACAAGUGGCUUAUGUGGACCCAGACAAGAAGAUAUAUCACUUGUGUAUUGUGAACCUUGUGAUAGGAACACUAUACUGUGCCAAGGGAAACUACGAGUUUGGGAUCUCACGAGUGAUCAAGAGCUUGGAGCCGUACCAGAAGAAGUUAGGGACUGACACGUGGUACUACGCUAAACGCUGCUUCCUCUCCCUCAUAGAGAACAUGUCCAAACACAUGAUCAUGAUGAGAGAUGCGGUGAUACAGGAGUGUAUACAGUUUCUCGAGCACUGUGAAAUGUAUGGCCGUGAUGUGAAGGCAUUGAUAGAGCAGCCAUUGGAAGAGGAACCCAGGCACCCAGGCAAAAACACAGUGUCCUAUGAGGCCAGACUGCUCAAGAGUCUUCUCCUACAGUUGAACUGAAAGCUACAAGACAGCCACAUCCCAGACGACGAACCACAUGGACUUGGCACGUACAUGUACCUCCAGUUCUCGUUUGACAUCCUUAGCCAAUGAAAAAACAGAUUAGCACAUAUACUAUGGGUGUUCUAUAUUUCAUAGUACCUAUCAGAGAUAUAUUGUUCGUCACACAGGUAUUUGACCCAGAUACCUUGAAUUAGAGGCGUGUGCUGCGUAAGUCAGACAAUGUUUGGCUCAGAGUAUGGCUCCAACUAUAUUGCAUAAUCCUCGUCUAACCCACACAUAAAUAAAUGUAUAUCUAAUAUUCACAAAUGGAUCUGUGUGAAUCUAAUUUAUUUUCCAAAAAAUGACAUGUAUCUAAAACAACAGUUUCAACAUACAUUUAUUACCUGUCAGUCAUUUCAAAAGGAAUUGACUAUUUCAUUGGAGGUAAAAAAGCUACACAGCAUCAAUCAGUUGGUAAUACUUUUGUAAUACAUUUCACUGUACCUGUAGUAUAUCUGCACAUGCUUAAAUGAAUGAAUGGUGAUUUUGUUUAAUCCGUCCAAAGCUGUGUAAGUCAGUUUCUGUUCAGUCUGCUCAAUUAAAAGGCUUUUUUUUGUGACAAAAGCAACUGUUUUAAUUGCUUUCAUUACCCAAGGAUAUAUCUGCUGAAGUUGUGCAAGCCAUAGUUAACAGCAGACCAUAACACAGACAAAUUCA